Messenger RNA from Paralichthys olivaceus (Japanese flounder), 4022 nucleotides. Its product is annotated as myocardin-related transcription factor A-like. Lineage: Eukaryota; Metazoa; Chordata; Actinopteri; Pleuronectiformes; Paralichthyidae. Gene Ontology annotation, biological process: positive regulation of transcription by RNA polymerase II; smooth muscle cell differentiation. Gene Ontology annotation, cellular component: nucleus. The record is from RefSeq and is a predicted model, not a curated record. Gene Ontology annotation, molecular function: transcription coactivator activity.
AAUGAAGGAGUUUUUCUAAAAGUUGGGGUGGACGUGUCUGUGCUGAUGAAAGAGAGAACUCUCCUUUAAGGGUCUUUGAUUUUUACAAACUGCAGAACCCUUGAAGAAUAUUUCUUCAUUUCUUUCAAUAUAACUGAAUCCAACGACUCUCCUGCUUUCAAAGAGGAGUUCCUCGCUCUGCUCUGUGGAUGUACCGACUGGUGACAGCUGCGGUCGACCACCGGCGUCUCGUUGCUAUUUCAUCAACGUCUCAUUCAGAAUAAUUGCUUGAUCGUGCUCGCCAUGCUGGAGCAGCUGCCCUGCGUCUGCAUCGAGCCUGCCCCGUUCAGGCCUCAGCCAAUCAGCAGCAACAUGGAUGAGAGAGCCAUUCGGUUUGAGUUAGAGCGACAGGCCUGUCAGAGCCUCAGACAAGUUCUCCAACUAAAGCUGCAACAGAGAAGAACGAGAGAAGAUUUGAUCAACCAGGGAAUCAUGCCACCACUGAAAAGUUCAGCUGCCUUCCAUGAACAGAGACGGAGCUUGGAACGAGCACGGACUGAGGACUAUCUCAAGAGGAAGAUCAAGAGUCGACCGAAGCGAUCAGAGCUGAUCAGGAUGCACAUCCUGGAGGAGACGUCUGCAGAGCCGUCACUGCAGGUCAAGCAGCUGCAGCUGAAGAAAGCUCGUCUCGCUGAUGAUUUGAACGAUAAGAUCUCCCAUCGGCCCGGGCCCAUGGAGCUGAUUCACAAAAACAUCCUUCCUGUUCACUCCAGUAUUAAACAGGCCAUAGAGACACAGUUUCCAAAGGCUUCGGGUGAUAACCCAUCAUGUGAUGUGGACAGCAGGGACAGUUUGUCUCCAGUAGGACAGGAGUCACCUACGACCGUGGGAACCCCGCCCUCUCCUCCAGACACUGAGAGCUGCAUCCCCUCUCCUACACAGGACCCUCCUUCAGCUCCUCGACUACCGCUGCUCUCUGGACACAGACCCUCAACGAAGCUGACCAAUGGGAAGACAACACCAUCCUCCCACAGGAUGGGUGUGGCCUCUCUGAUCAGGACUAAACCAAACUCUGACCGCUCCAGCCAGAGACACAAGAAACCCAAAGACAACCAGCCAAAGAUAAAGAAGUUAAAGUACCAUCAGUACGUCCCUCCUGACCAGAAGGGAGAUAAAGAGCCUCCUGCCCUACUCGACUCGUCUUAUGCCAAAAUCCUGCAGCAGCAGCAGCUCUUCCUGCAGCUCCAGAUUCUCAAUCAGCAGCAGCAGCAGCAGCAGCAGCACUUGAACUACCAUGCCAUCCUGCCCGCACCACCCAAACCUCAGAAAAAUCAGCAGCCGUCUUCCUCCUCCAACUCCAUGACCAGCUCCUCCCCACCGCCGCCUCUCGCUGCCCCCUCAGCCGCCCUCUUUGUCCUGGGCCGUCACAGCGGUCAAAGUUCAGCUCCUUUAGCUGGGACCCAAGUGGCGUCUCUACCUCCAAACCUGGAUGAGAUGAAGGUCGUGGAGCUGAAGUUCCAGCUGAAGCUGCGUAGCUUGCCCGUCUCUGGCACCAAAACAGACCUCAUCGAGAGGCUGAAGGCCUACCAGGAGCUGAACGGAGGCAGUGGCACUACCUCCUCUCCAACAGCAGGGGGUAACACAGGGUCGGGGGCUGAAGGAGCAGGAAGAUCCUCCCAUCCUGCUGCAGCCGUCUCCGACAGCACAUCACAGCAGCAACAGUUCCAGUGCUGCCAGGCAUCCUCUCUGACAGAUCAGCGAGCCGCUGCUCAGCAGCUUAUGACCUGCAGUGGUGCGGUGUCACCACCUCCCGUCUCCAUCACCCUCUCUGACCGACUGUCGGCCACCAGCAGUCCAGAGGAUUCCAGCAUCAACAGUGAUGCUUUGGAGGAAAUGAUGAGGUCACCUCUCUCCCAGUCGAGUCUUCAGCCAUGUUCAACUCCUCGGCUUCCAACGAGUAUUAAAGAAGAGCCCUCGUGUUCUGCCCCAGCUCCAUGCCAGUUCUCUUUAAAGCCAGCGUCUCUGCAGAAACACUGCCCGGUCCCAUCAGCUGUUCCCACAGCUGCAGUACGGACUCUUGACAAAGACAAGAUGUUGCAGGAGAAAGACCAGCAGAUAGAGGAGUUGACCAGGAUGCUGAGGCAGAAGCAAAGGCUGGUGGAGGUGCUGAGGAUGCAGCUGGAGCAUGGGAACAGAGGAGCACAGGUUUCUGAGCCUGUGGUUCUCUUAAGAGUAAAACAGGAACCUCCUGAUAACCCUGGUGUCCCCCUCAAGUCUGUCCAUCCUCCAUUCCCCCCUCAAACAUCAUCUGUUUCAUGUGACACUGACACUGAAGUUACAAUCAAACAGGAAGUCCCUGAGAGAGAAGAAGUGCAGUCACUAGCCUCCCGUGGAUUACCGCAGUCUUACUUACAAUCUCAGGAAGCCCAGGAGCAAAUUCAGCUACACAUGGAGCCACAGAAAAAACAAGAGCAUCAUGACUGUCUGCAGCAGAACGCUCUGCAGCACGUCGUGCACAAACUCCUGCUACAGCAGCAGCAGCAGCAAACCAUCCACAACUGUAACCAGGCGCUGGAGAACCAACAGAAACUUUCUCUGGAGAAAAAUAAGAAAUCUCACAAACGGCAGCAGAAGCAACAGUCGAAACUCCAUCAACAGAUUCUAAUGAAACAACAACUGAAGCCGCUGUUUCGGCAGCCGACUAAACAGCCACAGCAAAUCCAGAUACACACCAAGAUACAUCUGAAGCAACAACAGGUGCUAAUACAAAAGAAACAUCAGGUGCAGCAGCAGGCCCCACAGGUGUCUCAAGAGUGCGUGAAGGAGCAGUCAGGCUCCGCCCUCUCUCUCCCGCCCUGGUCAGACUCCACCCCAGCCCUGCUCACAGACGGGGACGGCAACCACUUCCUGAUCGCACUGAGCAAUUGUGUCACUGAGAACCACAGAACUGACACACCCAAGGGAAAAGGGACCAAUCACAUCACUCUCCAGGUAGAGAACAGGGGACUUCAUGUGUCAGUGGAGCGACCACAGCAGGAGGCCGCUCAGUGUUUGUCUGCACCGCCCAGUCUGCAGCCUCUCCUCCAGAACCAGGAGGUCGCUCCCUCAGGGGAAAACAUCUCAUCACCUUCCUCUCACGCUCUCAGCUCCAGUCCGGAGGUUUUAUUUAGUCCUCUGUCUCCAGCUUCUGUUCAGACGGCCGCCUCCUCGCCUGAUAACAAACAUACAGAGCAUGAAGAGGAUUUUAUCGACAUCAUUUUGCAGACAGGAGAAAUGUCGACCCCCUUCAACACAGCUCCAGACUCAUCUCUGGAUCGUCUCAAUCCAAACUCCCCUGCCUCCUCCCCCUCUCCCUCCCCAUUCCAGCUGAUGCUAUCUCCCCCCGUCGCCCCCAGCUGUGACUCCCCCCUGCGCUCCCCCUUGGUGCUCUCCGAGCUUCAGACUCUGGUCGACGCCACAGGAGAGGAACAGCUCUUCGGUAACACUGGAAGUGGACGCCUGGAGGACUUCCUGGAAAGCACCACGGGCAAGCCUCUCCUGGGGGUGGAGCCUGGAGGCCUGCUGACGCUGAUUGACGACCUCCACAGCCAAAUGCUGUGCACCCCCAGCAUCCUGGACAACCCCCCGUCUCCCAUGGACACCUUCGACAUGGCACCAGAGGAGGAGGAGCACGGCCUGGACAGUAUGGAUUGGUUGGACCUCCCAAUGGGAGUAGAGACAGGGGAGGAAAGCCCCACGUUUGCCCAGCUCGGCCCCCAAACUCCCCCUAGUAUCUUCUCCACAGACUUCCUGGACAGUUGUGACCUGCAGAUACACUGGGACUCCUGCCUGUAGGAAAUAUGUGCAGCGGUUAGUACACAUACACAAACAUGGAACUGAGAGCUGAGGCUUCAGUUUUUGAUGAGAGCACUUUCUCUACAUCUUCACACACACUGGGUUAUUGACUCCUCAAGUACUUUGACCUUUAUUUUACCUACACACUGAAGUAUUGACUGUAUACAAGUAUUAGGCAGGUCCUACAUAUGUACUUACAUAGUAUAUAU